GCAACCAUGGUCCACCUUUUUUGACCUUCACUCUGCCGACAACAACCCUGCCGCUAUCGACCCUCAUAUCCUCUCACAACCAGCAAACUGACAAUGGAGGCCUCGUCCUCUGCUCCUCAGCAAGCCUCAUCAGCCCUCGGCUCCAUUACAGGCACGAACACGCCUGUCCCUCCAACAACUACCAAUGUAGUCAGCAGUGCGCCUAAUCCUGGAGUCGCACCAGACCAAGUGCCGAUGGAAGAUGUCGUCUCGACCAAUGCUGUCACAGCAGAGGCGAUUGCGCGUCAGAAUCAGACAGUGGUGGAAGAGUUCCAGUACUUGCUGGAAAAGAGUCAACAACUGUUUGCAGGACUGAGGGACCUUCCACCGACUGGAUCCAAGCAAUGGCAGCCUUAUUUCCAAAAGACCUUUGAAAUCUUUUCUAAGCUCUGGAGGUUUCAGCAGCAAAAUCGGUUCGUUCUGGAGAACAGUUAUGGAUUAAAACGAUGGGAAGUUGGCGAGAUCGCCUCCAAGAUCGGACAGCUAUACUAUCAUUACUAUCUACGCACGAGCGAAACGAAUUAUUUACAAGAGUCGUACGUCUUUUACGAUGCAAUCCGCGAGAGACGCUACUUCAAUGAGAUUUCUGAGAUCAAGAGCUCAGCAUUAAUGAUCAAGAAACUCCGCUAUUACGCGCGAUUUACAGUCGUUUGUCUGCUGCUCAACAAUCGCGACAUCAUCUCCACCCUGAAGGACGAGCUGGCAGCGCUAGUAAAGGAGUACAUCGCGAUAUACAGACCGCCCGAUGCUGCAGAAUGGCAGCUCGUUGUCCAAGAAAUCUCGUCCUUCACCGAUGCCGAAAAGCGACUCCAUCCUAUCAAUCCUGCAGGAACUUAUUUGCCGGUGGCUAGGCGUUUGCAGACGAGCAAAGCUAUCUCCGCAGCUUUGGACAAGGAGGGAUCCUCGUCGACCAAGCUCAGGCUUCAGGAGGCCAUCCUUGUGGGCAAUGCGCACAACCAAAUCAAAUUUUCUGAACUGACGAUUGAUAUGUACCGUAUACUGCAAUCCCUUGAGAGGGAAACGUCACAGAUACGAGGCACGGCGGAUGGAGCAGGUAAGGAUACUGUGCCAAGUGCCGUGGUCUCUGCAGUUGCCGCAGGGGCGGCAAGCGAUAUCAAUAGCCCAAACCCAUCUAUAAAGGAAGAGCCGAAUGAGGAGUCGACAAUCGCUCAACGCAGGGCGGAUAAGCUCACCAAACGGCCAAACCCUCACAAGUAUCUGCUCUACCGACCAGCAUUGAGCCAGCUCAUGGUUUUUCUUGCAACAGCAUUCCGGGAGGUAUCCAACGACUCGGCUCUGCUUAUAUACCUUUCUGCGGAUGGUUCAAAGAGACCUGUACCAGACCACUCUGGUACUAAAGGAUAUCACGGUGGUAUAUUAACCAACUCUCGCAAGAUACCGGACAACUCUGAUCCAGAGCAGCAGAGCAUUACGCAUUGUCUGCACCCUGGCGACCUGCUCCCGUUUACAAGAAAGCCUAUGUUUUUAAUUGUAGACAGCAACAACAGCGUGGCAUUUGCAGAGAUGCCCCGAGUUUUCAACUACCCAUUCAUGAGUCUUCUGUCGCCAACUGAAUACCCAGACUCUAUCCCGGAUACAUCCCAAGUCGGUGGACUCUUUACGUUAUUUUUGCACGCACCUCUGCUUGCUUUUAGCUUCAUCUGUGGCAUUCAGCAGAUCAGCCCAGACACAUGGGAGCAGUGCUCCGGAUUGAUCUCACAGGCAGAAGGAAAGAUUGCAGAGUUAAUGGCUACUGCACCCCUAGACAAAUCGGUACGAAGGUUCUUGCAAGACGAGUUCUUGCGCCAGUUUAUGAUUCGCUUUGCGCUCUGCUCCAUCAUCCUCAAGGUCCAUACUGCUUUCACAGAGCCCAAGCAUUUGCCGACGUCAUAUCCAUUGCUGCCAGCAUCCGUACUUGAGUCUCCAGAGGUCUUGUCCAAAAUUCGGUCGUUGGCUGUUCUAGCCAACGCCACUUGCUUUUCAUUCGAAGAUCCUAUUACAGCAUCUCAGGAUCCUGCACCAUAAAGAGUGUUCUUUAAGAGCUGUUACACCCAAAAUCGCACGGCUAAUGAACCGAUAAUACUAAAUAAAUCUAUGUUUAUUAUUGGUCAA
This is a messenger RNA of Gamsiella multidivaricata, 2151 nucleotides long. RefSeq names its product protein SCAI. Gene Ontology annotation, molecular function: transcription corepressor activity. The transcript has 15 exons. Gene Ontology annotation, biological process: DNA-templated transcription. NCBI's taxonomy places the organism in Eukaryota, Fungi, Mortierellomycota, Mortierellomycetes, Mortierellales, Mortierellaceae. The coding region runs from base 94 to 2064 and encodes 656 amino acids. The record is from RefSeq and is a predicted model, not a curated record. Gene Ontology annotation, cellular component: nucleus.